CAUAAUUAAUACAAAUAUGCAAAAAGUUCAAACCUUUACCCCAAAACUCCUCUUCAUGUCCACAUUGCCUCUUCUUCUUCUUCGUCUUCUUCUUCGAAUAUGAAGCUGAACCGUCUCUGUUUUCUUCUACCGGCGGACUUCGAUGAAGUCCAGCCACUUGAUCGUGAAGAGCUUCAUGAACUCAACGACAAUCACAGCCACAACAAACAUCAGAACAAACAGGAUCACAAUCAAGAUAGUUGGUCUCAAUUUCAAGCCUUACUCCGAGAUUCCCUUCACAAAAUCCAUAACCUGAGAUGGGUUAAUUCUUGUUGCUACGGCGGCAGACCCAGAAAGCCACCACCGGCCGAGUUUCACGACACCGAUGGGGUACACCUUUCUGAGAAACUCGGCGGCGACAACCCAAGAAUCUUCAGCUUUGCAGAGCUUUAUAUUGGAACCAAAGGAUUCAGUGCAGAGGAAAUUCUUGGUAGUGGUGGAUUUGGGAAGGUUUACAGAGCAUAUUUGCCUAGUGAUGGAACUAUGGCAGCUGUGAAAUGUUUGGCUGAAAAAGGGGAGAAGUUUGAGAAGACGUUUGUGGCAGAGCUGGUGGCGGUUGCCCAUCUCCGGCACCGGAAUCUUGUCCGGCUCCGUGGUUGGUGUGUUCAUGAAGACCAAUUGUUCAUUGUUUAUGAUUAUAUGCCCAACCGAAGCUUGGACAGAGUACUUUUCCGGCGGCCGGAGAACGGCGGGACGGAUCUUAGUUGGAAACAGAGAGUGAAGAUUGUGAGUGGCUUGGCUGCUGCUCUGUUCUAUCUUCAUGAGCAAUUAGAGACACAGAUUAUUCACAGAGAUGUUAAAACCAGCAACGUCAUGCUUGAUUCCAAUUACAACGCUAAGCUUGGUGAUUUUGGUUUGGCAAGGUGGUUGGAGCAUGAUCUCGAGUACCAAAACAGCGUGCCGUCGAUGAGCCACCACCAGUUCCGGCUGGUGGAAACCACCAAAAUUGGCGGCACAAUUGGGUAUCUCCCACCGGAGAGUUUUCAAAGAAGAAGCAUUGCCACUGCAAAAUCUGAUGUUUUCAGCUUUGGUAUUGUUCUUCUUGAGGUGGUCUCUGGUCGGCGAGCAGUGGACCUUACAUGUCCUGAUGAUCAGAUUGUGUUGCUUGAUUGGUUUCGAAAGCUCUCCGAUGACGGAAUGCCGCUGCUCGGCGGCGAUAACCGGCUGCCAGAUGGGUCUUAUAAUCUGAUUGAAAUGGAGCGUUUGAUCCAUUUGGGUCUCCUCUGUACACUCCAAAGCCCUCUGUAUAGACCAAAUAUGAAAUGGGUUGUGGAAGCACUUUCCGGUGGUAUGAAUUUUCCGGCGCUUCCAUCAUUUCAGUCUCAUCCUCAGUACAUUUCUCUAUCUUCCACCACCAAUGGCAGCACUACCAGAAGCACUAGCAGUAGCAGAACCACAGCGACAACAAUAACAGUUAGUUCAUCAGAUUUCGUAUCAGCCAAUGGAGAAACCAUAUAUAUGACAGCUGAGAGUCGGAACAAUUACACCAACUCUUCUGAUAAGCUUCUUGACAGAACAAAAACUAUUCAAAUGAUUGACAAUCCAAGAGUAAUAUCAUUCAAGGAGAUCAUUUCAGCCACCAAUAACUUCUCCGACUCGCAGCGGGUGGCAGAGCUGGACUUCGGAACUGCCUACCAUGGCUUCCUUGACAGCAGCCACCAUGUUCUAGUGAAGCGCCUUGGAAUGAAGACAUGCCCUGCAUUACGGGAACGAUUCUCGAAUGAACUUGAAAACUUGGGCCGUCUUCGCCAUAGAAACUUGAUACAGCUCCGUGGAUGGUGCACAGAGCAAGGGGAGAUGCUUGUGGUAUAUGAUUAUUCAGCAGACCGUCUCUUGAGCCACCUGCUUUUCCACCAUGACAAUAGAUCUUUACAAUGGUGUCAUAGAUACAACAUUAUCAAAUCUCUGGCUUCAGCAAUUCUUUAUCUUCAUAAGGAAUGGGAUGAACAAGUCAUCCACAAGAACAUCACCUCAUCAGCUGUCAUUCUUGAUAUUGAUCUUAACCCAAAGCUGAGUUCUUUCGCCCUUGCAGAAUUCCUGACAAGAAAUGAGCAUGGAAAUCAUCAUGUAACCAUAGAUAAAAGCCAAUCGGUUUGCGGGAUUUUCGGGUACAUGUCCCCCGAGUAUUUAGACUCGGGAGAUGCAGCAGCGACAGCUGAUGUAUACAGCUUUGGUGUAGUCGUUCUAGAGGUGAUUACUGGUCAGAUGGCCGUCGAUUUUCGACGGCCAGAGGUAUUGCUGGUGAGGAAGGUCCAUGAAUUCCACACCCGGAAAAGAUCACUGGAAGAACUUGCUGAUAUAAGGCUGAAUGGAGAAUACAACCACAAAGAACUGAUGAGAAUGUUGAGAUUAGGAGUGGCAUGUACUCACUCAAACCCAGAUUUAAGACCCAAAAUGAGGCAGAUAGUUAAAAUACUCGAUGGCAACGAUCAAUGCUUCCCUAAAGAAGAAAAAAUGGAGAGCCUAGAAGGUUGGAAGCAAAGAAAUGCAACUUCUUUGUCACUGGUUAGGAGGAUCCAAGCUCUGGGAAUACAGUGAAAAACCAAAGAGAUGAGUAUUUCAUUUGCUGAUAUUGUAACUUAUAACCGAGAAGGAUGGCUUCCGGAUGUAUCAUUCUGAUUAAGAACAUAGUAAUCACUUGUAUUCUCCUUACAUUUCAAGAGUCUUUGACCAAUAUCAUUUACCAAUAGAAUAGAAUCGUUAAAGUGCCGUAAAAAGCAAAGAAUAUCCAUGUUAGAAAUUACGACUCUCUGCUAUGUAUGAUAUUGUCCACUUUGAGUAUAAAAACUCGUGACUUUGAUUUGGGCUUCUCCAAAAGGCCUCAUACCAGUGGAGAUCUCUCCCAACAAACCUCAACAAUCCUUCUCUCGAACAAAGUACGCUAUAGAGCCUCCCCUGAAGCCUAUAGAGCCCUCGAACAACCUUCUCUUAAU
Messenger RNA from Cucurbita maxima (winter squash), 2972 nucleotides. Its product is annotated as receptor like protein kinase S.2-like. NCBI's taxonomy places the organism in Eukaryota, Viridiplantae, Streptophyta, Magnoliopsida, Cucurbitales, Cucurbitaceae. The transcript has a single exon. Gene Ontology annotation, biological process: protein phosphorylation. Gene Ontology annotation, molecular function: protein kinase activity; ATP binding. Gene Ontology annotation, cellular component: plasma membrane. The record is from RefSeq and is a predicted model, not a curated record. Bases 100 to 2577 code for a protein of 825 amino acids.